This is a messenger RNA of Linum tenue, 681 nucleotides long. NCBI's taxonomy places the organism in Eukaryota, Viridiplantae, Streptophyta, Magnoliopsida, Malpighiales, Linaceae. The record is from the annotation of a GenBank genome assembly.
AUGUGUAACGUUAACGGCAAACCAUGCUGGGUAACGGCGGCAUUGACACUUCUCAUCGUCCUCAUAGUCGUCUCAACGACCCUCGCCGCCCUGGCGCUCACCGUCUUCCGUCCAAGGGAUCCAACUUUCACCAUUGAACUCGUAGGCCUGCCCGCCGUCCGGCUGGAGGAUAUAGUCCCCGCCAGAAACGUCACCGUCACGGUCGUGAUCGGCAUCAGCAAUGGGAACUACGCCAGCUUUGCAUGGAGGGACUUCACGGCGUCGAUAAGGCUCAACGGGACAGCGAGGGACUUCACGGCGUCGAUAAGGCUCAACGGGACGGCGGUGGGCGAGGUGACGAUUCGAGGCGGCCGAGUGGUUCAACGUACGAAUAAUAUGAACGUCACGGCUGCUCCGACGUUUGAGCCGGCCAAGCUGCUGCUCCCGCCCUUCAACCUGCCGUCGGUGAUCGCCGCUCUGCGCGGCGGAGGGUUGCACUUCACUUGCUCCGUCACGGUGUUUGGGGAGGUCAAGGCGUUCGGCGUCGUUUCGCUCCCUGGGGUUCGUGGCUCGAUUUCUAUUGAUUGCGUCGGUUCCAUGUACGUGGACGGUAUCUUUUUCCACCGGGAGGGUGGUUUCUUUGGAGGGCAGGCUUCGUGCUGGACGGCCAAGAAGCGAUUAUUGCUACUUUCCGGCAAGUAA